UCUUUCUCAAUCCAACUUACUUCAUGGUGUGUUUCCUUCAUUGCAAUUAGCCUCUUCCUCUCACCCUCAACCCGCCAUGGCUGAUUCAAAGCCCAAAACCCCAUCAAUCCCGCAAUGGCAACAGCCCUCCGCCACCAACUCCACAUCUCCGCCAAGCUCCGAUGAUGCUUCACGGUCAACUCUUCUAGAGCAAGCGACCAAGUUCUUACAAGAUGAAUCCUUAUGUGACGCCCCGCUAGAUCACAAGGUAUCAUUUUUGGAGUCGAAGGGUCUCCGACAAGAUGAAAUUGACAGUCUGUUGGGGGUGUCGCGAACCUCCGAGGCCACCAGUAGUACAGCCGCAACCGGGGAGGAUAAGAAAACCACGGAGUCGAGCACCACAUCAAGCACAAGCACCCCUGCCUCUUCAUCGCCUUCUGCCCCCGUAUCUCAAACUUCCUCUACAUCUACUACCGCCACCGCCAACCGGCAACCCCCGUCCACUCGUGACGUCCCACCAAUCAUUACAUACCCGGAAUUCCUCGUCAACCAACCCAAACCUCCUCCGCUGGUGACUCUCCGCAGCUUCCUCUAUACCCUUUAUGGCGCUGCAGGUCUAGGAGCCAGCAUUUACGGCGCAAGCGAAUACCUCGUCAAGCCCAUGCUUGCCAACCUUACAAGCGCACGGCACGAUCUAGCCGAAACAGCUCAGGAAAACCUCAAAAAGCUCAACGAAAAACUAGAACAGAACGUCUCCGUUAUCCCUCCCCAGCUCACUGCCCGUCGCGCCCAAUCUACCGGCUCGAGCUCCGAUGAUGAAACCGAGUCCGUCACAUCCGACCCGGCGGAGUUGUUCCAUCGUGAUGUCGCUGUCCAGACCUCAGAAGAUUUCAAUCUAGAGAACUCAUCCUCGUUAGCACCAAAUACCGCAGACACAGAGACUUUUGAUCCUACUACUGCUGUCAAUACACAUGUAAAGCGACUUGAAAUUAUCAGGUCUCAUCUACAGGAAUUCUCCGAGACGGACAAACAAUCGACUACGUGCGAUGAUACCGUCCGCACCAGCCUCAACGAGCUCCAGCAUUACCUAGAUGGACUACUCUAUAGCAAAUCUGGCUAUGGCACGACAAGUGGUUACGGUGUCUAUGGUGCAUCUGGCUUUGACAGCGGUGGAAACACGGCUGGCUUGAAUAAAGGCGAAGAAGACGCGAUAUCCAAUUUCAAGUCGGAGAUAAGAGGUGUCAAGGGUGCUUUAUUGAGUGCUCGGAAUUUCCCUGCUAGUCGGGGGCCGAAGAUCAGUAGUGGUCUCAACAGAUGAGGGUGGAAAUGACUGUUAUGAUAAUACUUUUGCUCGAGGCAGGGCAGCACUAUCAUGUGAAUAUAUAUGCAGCAUUCUUUUCUUCGUCUUUUCUUAGUCCGCUUAGUAGAAGAAUGUAUUGGUCUCCAGCAACAACCAACAAAGUAUUAAGGCCAAUCUGAUCUACUAUGGUGUCGAAAAUGGCCGCUAUGUCUGAAUCAAGUUGCAAUAUAGGAUUCCAUGAUGAUCUUUAU
This is a messenger RNA of Aspergillus alliaceus, 1530 nucleotides long. RefSeq names its product peroxisomal membrane anchor protein conserved region-domain-containing protein. Gene Ontology annotation, biological process: protein import into peroxisome matrix, docking. The coding region runs from base 77 to 1297 and encodes 406 amino acids. The record is from RefSeq and is a predicted model, not a curated record. Gene Ontology annotation, cellular component: peroxisomal membrane; peroxisomal importomer complex. Gene Ontology annotation, molecular function: signaling receptor binding. Lineage: Eukaryota; Fungi; Ascomycota; Eurotiomycetes; Eurotiales; Aspergillaceae. The transcript has a single exon.